Yamadazyma tenuis ATCC 10573 is the source of this 1366-nucleotide messenger RNA. Lineage: Eukaryota; Fungi; Ascomycota; Pichiomycetes; Serinales; Debaryomycetaceae. The record is from RefSeq and is a predicted model, not a curated record.
GGAGGGGACUUUGUUAGGCUUACCAUAUAUUCCUUUCAUUCAACACAAACCCACUUAACGAUGUUGACAACAUAUUCUAUGUUCAACAUAUGUGGUACUUUUUUUAAAGCAGUGGUUAACGGUUCCUCCGCUGCUGCAGUCGUUUCCAGCCGAGGUACCCCAUCUACUUUCCAGUCAGCCGCGUGCAUGUGUCACGCUAUGCAACACAAAAGAUCAUUGUCUUUGUUUAACGGAGCAAGACACUAUUUCCUAUCUCGAGAACUGGAAGAUGAUGACUUGGAGCUAGAGAACCCGUACAUCCAAUACCCAGUUGUUACGCGUGAUCAAAUGAACAGAGUGGCUAUUGAUAAGUAUAAGUUUGAUUUCUCCUACGCAUCGUUCAGUUUUCAUUCCACAAAAGGUGAAUCGGCCAUCCACUCUUUGUCUGACUUGAGUGAUCCUACGCUGUUGAAUACCUUGCUUCCUCGCCGAAGACCGCACGGGUCUCCCGCCGAUACUUUGUCUAUAAAGGCUGGAGAUGAUGCCAUGUUAGUCUCACCAACAGUUUUGGGGGUUGCAGAUGGUGUGAGUGGAUGGGAGAGCAAGGGAGAACACUGCUCCUCGGGCGUGUGGUCCAGAUCCAUGCUUGAAACUUUGAGCCGGUUGUUGACGGAGUACAAAAUUGCACACUACCCUCACAACUUGAACAAAAGAGACAUAGACCAGAUCAUCGAUGAUUCUUACUUGCACACCUCGCAUCUUAUGGACUUGCAGAAUUUGAAUGGAUCUUCAACUCUUGUGUUGUGUAUGUUGAGUGGAGAGUACUUGAAGAUGAUCAGUAUAGGUGACUCGAAGUUGUUUGUGAUUCGCGAUGGGCAAAUCGUCAAGACCAACGAAGAGCAGUUAAUUUCCGAGUUAUGUCCUAAACAAAUAGGAACACAGACAUUGACACAGUUGCCUUCAGAAAUGGCGUGGGUUGACGCCAUGAAGUUGCAAGAAAAUGAUGUGAUUUUAUUGUGUUCAGAUGGUAUCACCGAUAACCUUUAUGAAGAUGAAAUCAACAAAUACUUGAAUGAGUAUUUGAACGAGCAAAACUUGGGGUUGAGGCAGGCGGCCCAAAAACUCUUGAGUAAGGCUAAAGAAAUUGCGUUUGACGAUUAUGCCUUCACUCCAUAUAACGAAAAGGUGAACGCAUUACCGAAGGAGAAAUUUGGUAACAAGUCGAGUUGUGGAGGUAAGUUGGACGAUAUGUCCAUAUGUUUGGCCAGAGUGGUACCAAACCAAAACGGGGGUCAGGUUAAAGCAUAGUAAAUCUAAUUGGGCUAAAAGGAUAUUUAUAGAGUAGUAUUUCUAAUGCUACAUUAAUAGUAAUACAUUUCAUGGUAAU